Boleophthalmus pectinirostris (great blue-spotted mudskipper) is the source of this 2213-nucleotide messenger RNA. RefSeq lists its product as uncharacterized. Gene Ontology annotation, molecular function: G protein-coupled receptor activity. The coding region runs from base 135 to 1238 and encodes 367 amino acids. Lineage: Eukaryota; Metazoa; Chordata; Actinopteri; Gobiiformes; Gobiidae. The transcript is spliced from 2 exons. Gene Ontology annotation, cellular component: membrane. Gene Ontology annotation, biological process: G protein-coupled receptor signaling pathway. The record is from RefSeq and is a predicted model, not a curated record.
CACCCAGUACUGAUUGGCACAGGUGUGAAGCUGAUCGUCAGCCUGCUCUGAACCAUGGCACUGUCAGCAGCUUUUACAACUUUCUCUACUGUAUGGCUAACGAUUUGGUCGCACUGAUGGCUUUAUGAGUAAAAAUGUAUCUAAACUUCAACUUCUCAUCUUUUCCUGUUGACUCCAAUUCAUCCACCACAUCGGACAUUGAGAGAUCGCUAGAGCUCACUCACCGCGCCAUUAAAGUCUGCGUAAUAGUGGCUCUGGGUGUGAUGAUUACUCUGGGGAAUAUUGCAGUUCUCCUGGUCAUCUCCUCCUCCGUGACCGGGUGGUCAAGAAACUCCCGGUACCUGCUGCUGUCUCUCACCGCUGCAGACUCGGCCUUUGGACUGCUGGUCAUGCCCUUGAAUCUGUGGGUGAGUCUGGUCAAGGACUAUAACGAAGGGCCAGAUGCGCUUUGUCACGUGGUGGCCUUUUGCAACGCUACGGUCUACUCUACCUGCAUAUACACACUGGCAACCAUCAGUCUAGAAAGAUACGUAGCAGUGUUUUACCCGCUCAAAUAUUGCGCCAUUUUGACCAGAAAAAGGACUUUGCUGCUCAUAGCCUUUUCGUGGUGCUUUCCCCCAUUUUUGUUACUCCCAAUAUCUCUGCCAACAGACAUUAUCCAAGUACACUUUUCUACGGCUUCAUUGGUCUGUAACCCCUCGUACUCCACAAAUGUGCUUUACUCCCUGAGCCUGACUAGUUUGAUCUUUUUCCCUUGUUCUAUUAUUAUGACCUACUGCAACCUGAGAGUGUGGUGCGCAGCCAAAAAACAGAGACUGAAAUUGCGCCAAUAUGACUGUGCUCGCCGCAGCAGGCCCAAUGUGGCAUCCAGGGUGCUCGUGCCCGUGAUGGCAGCAUACUACACUUGCUGGACUCCUUGUAUAGCCGCUAUGAUCUACAAUGCAGUCUCUGGGAGAAGUGUACCAGAGUGGGCAGAAUUUGUUGUGGUGUGGCUGCCAACCUCCAAUGGCUUCCUCAACUGUAUCUUCUAUUUCUGGAUAAACCAAAGUUUCCGCAGGAAAUUCUACCACAUCCUGCAGAAGCUCACCCUGGCCUUAUGCCCAAAGAUGGCCCAUAUCUUUGGGUGCUACUCUACUUCCCAGAUUCAAAUUGUGUCCAACAUUUUUGACAAUAACAACAGUGUACACGGGCGGUCAGCCAGCGUAUCGUCCACAACCACUUUACUGUCCUUGGCAUAGGACCUCAGCAUCACAAGAGCAACCCUCAGAAUUGCAGACAAUCUUCCCCUGUGAAUUUUCUGCUGUGCUGCCAGACUCUGUAGACCUGAUAAUGAAAUGGUAUGGUAUGAAAUGGUAAGAAAUGAACUGCAACACUCAAGUGGCAAUGUAAUACAAACAUGUACAGCUUCAAGCAUCAUAAUUUAAUUUUGUUUUAUAUUUUUAUUUAGUUUCAGUCAUGGUUUCUGUUCUGUUGAGUGGAACAUGUUAACUUUUGUCUGGAUUAUGUAUUAGGGUUUUUGUUUUACUCAUGUACAUUUGAAUACACUGUAAAUGGUCUCUUAACUCACCCUUUUAGUUGUUUUAUAGUUUGUGACAAACCUAUGUAAAGCCACUGUUUUUAUAUACUUAAAUGUGUUUGCAAAUAUCAGUGUUUCUUACUUUAAAAUUCAGAUAUCAGAUAUUUAUAAAUUCAUUACCAGGACCAGAUAUGAAAUGUUGACAAACUGGCAUUGAGAUUAGUAGCACUUUGAAGGAUUGUGGCCAUCUAGCAUGCUGCCAGUUUAAGGCCUUGGCAUAUCAGCUGAAAGACGUUAACCUUUUAAGUUGUGCUGUUUCAUGUACCUAAGGAGAAAAGUAAUUAAGCAGUUACACUUUAGAAAGGUCAACACAUUUGUGCCAGCUGGAGAUAACUCUGGUACCUGCAAGCUGCUUUGGAUGUGAUUGCAAGAUAUCCAUUAUAUCCAUCCACAAGGUUGGUUUUAAUGUAAGUCCUGAUUCAAAAUAAUUGUUGAACAGACAAUGGAAAAGCAAGGUAAUUUUUAUGAUGCCAUUUUUAGAGAUGGAACCAGAGCUGUUGCCCAUGACUCACUGCUACAUUUUGAUGACUCUUGUCAGUUGCACUGUUAAACAAAUUACAAAAAAUCUUAAAUUUUGUAUGUUUAUGUAAAUCUAAUGUUUUUGCAUAGUUGUGUAAAUAAAGUAUAAUGCCUUUAA